Messenger RNA from Colletotrichum godetiae, 887 nucleotides. RefSeq names its product ADP-ribosylation factor GTPase of the ras superfamily. The record is from RefSeq and is a predicted model, not a curated record. Gene Ontology annotation, molecular function: GTP binding; GTPase activity. The transcript is spliced from 4 exons. The coding region runs from base 312 to 863 and encodes 183 amino acids. Lineage: Eukaryota; Fungi; Ascomycota; Sordariomycetes; Glomerellales; Glomerellaceae. Gene Ontology annotation, biological process: vesicle-mediated transport; intracellular protein transport. Gene Ontology annotation, cellular component: cytoplasm; plasma membrane.
UUUGCGAAUUGCGGCAGCCUGGUUCUCAACUUCAACCUUGACCAGAUCAUCAUCGCAACACCUUGCCUUCGCUCAGCGCCCAGGCAGACUUUGGUCAGUGACCCGAUCCUGCCCGCCUCCGUUACGAUCUGUCCUUUCGGGGUCUUCUCUACUUUGCUUUAUAUCCCGCCCGCAUCUCCUCUCGACGUCACUACCAUUUAAUUUAAUUUCAUCAAUUGCGCGCUUGCUUACACUGUCGCUCCUCAACAGAUUACUUCUUCCUACCCAACGCAACCGACACUUAGACGUUCAUCACAGCCCGAACCGCAACCAUGGGUCUCGCAUUUUCCAAGAUCUUCGACAAGCUUUGGGGAAAGAAGGAGAUGAGAAUUCUGAUGGUCGGUCUUGACGCCGCCGGAAAGACUACCAUUCUCUACAAGCUCAAGCUCGGUGAAAUCGUCACGACCAUUCCCACCAUUGGUUUCAACGUCGAGACUGUCGAGUACAAGAACAUUCAGUUCACCGUGUGGGAUGUCGGUGGUCAGGACAAGAUUCGUCCUCUGUGGAGACAUUACUUCCAGAACACCCAGGGUAUCAUCUUCGUCGUCGACAGCAACGAUCGCGACCGUAUCGUCGAGGCCCGUGAGGAGCUCCAGCGCAUGCUCAACGAGGAUGAGCUGCGCGAUGCCAUUCUCCUGGUCUUCGCCAACAAGCAGGAUUUGCCUAACGCCAUGAACGCCGCCGAGAUCACAGACAAGCUUGGCCUCCACUCCCUGAGACAACGCGCCUGGUACAUCCAGUCCACCUGCGCCACCUCCGGUGAUGGUCUCUACGAGGGUCUCGAGUGGCUUGCCACCACCCUGCGCAAGGCGGGUCACCAGUAAAUGCCGCGAAGAGAAGCCGAACGG